This is a messenger RNA of Aspergillus nidulans FGSC A4, 1122 nucleotides long. RefSeq names its product porphobilinogen synthase HEM2. The record is from RefSeq and is a predicted model, not a curated record. Gene Ontology annotation, molecular function: zinc ion binding; metal ion binding; porphobilinogen synthase activity. NCBI's taxonomy places the organism in Eukaryota, Fungi, Ascomycota, Eurotiomycetes, Eurotiales, Aspergillaceae. The transcript has 2 exons. Gene Ontology annotation, biological process: heme biosynthetic process; tetrapyrrole biosynthetic process. The coding region runs from base 1 to 1122 and encodes 373 amino acids.
AUGUCUUUUUCAAAUCUCGUCUCCGACCUCGCGUUGAGAGACAGCUAUGAAGACCGAAACUCCCAGAUCUCGAAUGCACGGUCUCAAGUUACCGCUCGAUCAUACACAAGUACAGCUGCCACAAGUGUCAGCAUAGCCGGAGACAUCUCAAGCCAGCUACAUUCUGGCUACAGCCAUCCACUCAGCAGGUCAUGGCAAGCAGAGAGGCAAUUGACCAAGGAAAUGUUAAUCUACCCCCUUUUCAUCACCGACAACCCGGAUGAAGAGACGCCUAUUCCGUCACUCCCAAAUCAACACCGUCGAGGAUUGAAUCGGCUCGUACCAUUCCUGCGGCCCCUUGUUCAGAAGGGUCUCCGCUCUGUUAUCCUGUUUGGUGUUCCGCUGCAUCCAUCUGCCAAGGAUGCAUUGGGAACCUCCGCGGACGACCCAGCCGGCCCCGUCGUACAGGCCAUUCGUCUUCUCCGCUCGCGCUUUCCAGAACUUUACAUCGUGACUGACGUUUGCAUAUGUGAAUACACAUCUCAUGGCCACUGCGGAAUUCUGCGGGAGGACGGUACGCUCGAUAAUGCGCAGUCCGUUGACCGAAUAUCGGAUGUUGCGUUGGCUUAUGCUAGCGCUGGUGCGCACUGCGUCGCGCCAUCUGACAUGAACGAUGGGAGAGUUCGCGCCAUAAAAUUGAAACUAAUUGAGGCUGGUCUGGCUCAUCGUGUGCUGUUAAUGUCUUAUAGUGCUAAAUUUAGCGGCUGCCUUUAUGGACCGUUCAGGGACGCGGCUGGUUCUUGCCCUUCAUUUGGAGACCGCAGAUGCUACCAGCUUCCCCCUGGUGGCCGCGGGCUUGCACGGAGAGCUAUUCAAAGGGACAUCGGCGAGGGUGCGGAUAUCAUUAUGGUAAAGCCAGCAAGCAGCUAUCUUGAUAUCAUUAGAGACGCAAAAGAACUUGCGAAGGAUAUUCCAAUUGCGGCUUAUCAAGUUAGUGGCGAAUAUGCCAUGAUACAUGCUGGAGCAAAGGCUGGAGUCUUCGAUCUGAAAUCAAUGGCUUUUGAGAGUACCGAAGGAAUUUUACGAGCUGGCGCUGGGAUAAUAGUCAGCUAUUUUGUGCCAGAAUUUUUAGAUUGGCUCUAA